Messenger RNA from Plasmodium relictum, 5217 nucleotides. It is a transcript of the gene NUP100, whose product is annotated as nucleoporin NUP100/NSP100, putative. The record is from RefSeq and is a predicted model, not a curated record. NCBI's taxonomy places the organism in Eukaryota, Apicomplexa, Aconoidasida, Haemosporida, Plasmodiidae. The transcript has 3 exons. The coding region runs from base 1 to 5217 and encodes 1738 amino acids.
AUGAGCCUAUUUAAUAUGAACUCAUUUUUAAAUAACGAUAACAAAAAUAUUUUUAAUAAUAGUUUUAAUAAUACAAAUAUAGAUAAAGGUAGUUUUUCAGCUUCAAAUAAUUUAUUAAAAAAUAAAAAUAUGUUUAUGUCAAAUACAUCGUCUAAUAGUAUUUUUGGAUCGUUUAAUCAAGGAAAUGCAAAUAAGAGUAUUUUUGGAAAUACUAAUAUUCAAACAAAUUUAACAAAUACUGAUCAUUCUAUUUUUGGAAGUUCAAAAAAUCAGCAAUCAAGCAAUGCACUGGUAAAUAAAAGUAUAUUUAACAUUGGUAACGUUUCCACGAGUUUAACUGGAAACAAAGGCUUAUAUGAUAAUAUAAAUAAUCAUUCUAAUUUGAAUACAAAGAAUUUAUUUGGCACAUCCAAUGUUAAUACUACUACUCAAGGAAAUUUAGGAAAUAGUUUAUUUAUGAAUACAAAUAAUCAAAAUAAUUUGAAUAUGAAAAACAUAUUUGGAACAUCAUCCUUAAAUACUCAAGGAACAAAUUUAGCUAAUAAAAGUAUCUUUGGAAGUUUACAACCAAAUAACCAAACUACAACAUCCAAUAACAUUUUUGGAAACUUAUCAUCAAAUCAAAGUAAUUCACGAAAUAUUUUUGGAAAUUUAUCGUCAACUACUCAAAAUAAAACAAGUAUCUUUGGAACAUUACCUACAACUAACCAAAAUACAAGUAGUAUUUUUGGAAAUGCAGCAACAACCAAUCAAAAUAAAACUAGUAGUAUUUUUGGGUCUUUACCAACAUCUAAUCAAACUACAACAACAAGUAAUAUUUUUGGAGGCUUAUCUACUAAUCAAGCAAAACCUACAAGUAAUAUUUUUGGUUCUUUACCAGGAACUACUACAAAUACAUCUACAAGUAAUAUAUUUGGAAAUACAGCAACAACUAGCCAAAAUAAAACAAGUAGUAUUUUUGGGUCUUUACCAACAUCUAAUCAAACUACAACAACAAGUAAUAUGUUUGGAGGUUUAUCUACUAAUCAAGCAAAACCUACAAGUAAUAUUUUUGAAUCUUUACCAGGAACUACUACAAAUACAUCGACAAGUAAUAUUUUUGGAAAUGCAUCAACAAUACAAAAUAAAACAGGUGGUAUCUUUGGAUCUUUAUCAACAACCACUCAGCCUAUAAGCAAUAAUCUUUUUUCAUCUACGACUCCAACAAAUCAAGGAGUGACAAGUAAUAUUUUUUCAUCUACUCCAGCUAGUCAAAAUAAAUUUAAUAAUAUUUUUGGAGCAUUACCAGGUACCACCCCAAGUACAACUGCGACAAUAACUUCAACUACUAAUAAUCCAGGAACUAAUGCGAACACUACUUCUACUAAUAUUUUUGGAAAUGUAACUGCAAGUACAAAUCAAACUAACAUAAAUGAUAAAAAUAUAUUUGGAACCUCAUCAGGCUUAUCUCUAAGUACAGUAAACACUAAUUUAAAUUCUAAUAUAGGCACAAACUUAGGAUCUAAUUUAAAUAACACUUUAAGUUCCACUUUGAAUUCCAAUUCAAAUACUAGCUUAAAUACUGGUUUUAAUACAAAUAUAAGUACCAAUUUACCUAGUAAUUUAAGCGGUACUUUAAAUACUAAUUUAUGUAAUAAUUUGAGUAGCAAUUUAAGUGGAGGUUUAAAUACAAAUGAAAAUGCAUCAAAAAAUAUUUUUUUAAGUGACAAAAAUGUGAUAAAUAGUAGUCCAGUUGUACAAGAUAAACUUUUGACAAGUGAACAAAGCAAAGAAAAUGGAGUAUUACUACAAGAAUUGAAAAGAGAUAAGGAAGAGGUUGAAAAUAUAGAAAUAUUAGAUAAUCUUGAUGAAGAUUUAAAAAUUAUCAAAAGCAAAGAAAGUGUUUUUGACAAAAUUUAUAAUGAUGGAAUAAGUAGUGAUAAAGGUCAAGAAAGAACAUUUUAUAAUUAUAUAAAUUUGAUAAUUAAUGACAAUAUAAAUAACAUACAAAAAACUACAUUUUCUUUAUUAAAUGAUCAUGAUUCCUUAAUGUGGGAUAAUUUUAAAAGUAAUAUUUUUAAAAAUUUUGUUGAUUACUUGGUUAAUUUUAAGCAAAAAAAAAAUCAAAAAGUUAUAAAAAGUAAUGUACUUGAUUUAGAUCAACAUGAAUUUCAAAUAUUAAUUUGGUUGUAUAAUGUUAAUUCUUAUAAAAUAGAUUUUAUACCUUUUAAAAGUUUUUAUUAUUUCUUAUUAAGUAACACUCAUUUGAAUUAUUCAAAAUUUUUUUUUGGAAAUUCUGAAAAGGAUAUUUUAUAUGACAAUUUUGUUGAAAUUAAUGAUCAUUAUUAUAUGAAUUCGAAGAAUCAUUUUAUAAAAUCGCAAAUAAAUAGUUUUGAUGAAAAUGUAGCAAAUAAUGAGAAAAGUAAUAAUAUAUUAGAUUUUGAUUCUAUCUUUAAGCAAAUUUUAAAGGACAUUUUAAACAGCUUAUUAAAUAUGAAUUUGUCUAUAACUAAAGAAAAUAUUAAAAAAAAAGAAAAAGAAGAAUAUUAUGAUGGUGAAAAUAAAGAUAAAAUAAAUUAUGGAAAUUAUACCUAUGAAAAUUUGCUACUUAAUUACCUAUUUGGAACAUUACAACAUUUACAUGAUAAAUUUUAUAAAAUAGAAAUAAGUAAUUAUGUUUCAAAAGAUAUAAAUCAAAUUGAAGAAUAUUUUUUUGACACUAAAUCUAAUAUAAUUUUUUCUUAUUGUUAUAACAAUUAUUAUAAAAAUGAAAUGGAUAAGGAAAACUCUACUAUUCAUUUUUUUUUUUAUUUAAUCAACAUUAUGUUUCGUUGCGGAAAUUAUAUAGGAUUAAUACAAAUAAUUAAAAAUGAAGAAUUCAUUAAGCAUUUAAGUAUUGACAGUUAUUUAUAUGAUUUUAUAAUAUUGUUAAUAAGAAUAUUAUUUUUAAUUUAUAACAAAAAUAAUGAAAUAAAUAUAUUUGAAAAUACAAAAAUUGAAAUUAAUUGCAGUGAUAUACUAAAAAAAAAAAUUAAUAUAUCUAAUUUAAUUAAUUUUUUUCAUUCUAUUAUAUAUAUAUGUGUUAAUAAUAUAUAUGCUUAUGAUUUGUUGUGCAUUUUAUUUUCAGAUAUAUUUUAUAAAAAUGGAAAUAUAUACACAAAUAGGGAAAAAAAAAUUGAAAUGAAGAGUAUUUUUUAUUACACAAAUAAAAAGAAUAACUAUGAUAAUAAUUACGAAGAUGAAAUAGCUGUGGAUAAUAGUUGUAAUAAUGGAAUGAGAACCUAUGAUAAUGAUGAUUAUAAUAAUGAUAUUGAUAAUGAAUACAAAAAAGGUAAUAAUGAACAUAAUAAUACUCCUGAAAAAGAAAGAAAAAGUAAAAGAAAAACUUUUUUUUUUGAUAUGAUUAGUAAUAUAUUGCAAAAACCUAAAAAAAUGAAAGAAGGUUCUUUUAACAAUAUGGAAAUAAAGGAUGAACUUGAUAAAAUAAACAAAGGAAUGAUACAAGGAAAUAAUAAUGAUAUAUUAGGAAUAACAAAUAAAUAUAGUUAUAACUUUGAGUAUUGUAAUAUUGAAACAAGUAUUUGGUUUGAAUUGACAUUAUUUAUUACAAAAAAUUUUGAUUUAUAUAGUAGUAAGUUUCAAGAAAACUUUGAUAUUCUUGAUUCUAAUUUAAGUUUUUAUAGAUAUGAUGAUGAUAACAAUACAUUUUUAAAUGAUACAAAGCAUAGAAGAGAAAAAAUAAAUAGUAAAAUAGAAAAAUUGUUUAUUAGUAUUUCUAAUUAUAUUAUUACUGAAAAUAAAAAGUAUUUGUCUAUAUGUUCAAAACUUAAGGUUGAUGAAGUAAUAAAUAAUUUUAUUAUUGUUGAUGGUAAAAUUGCAGAAAAGAGUAAAGGGAAUAUUUUAAAAAUUUUAAAAAAUAAUUUUUUAUUAUAUAUUAAAUUAUUUUAUUAUUUAUUAUUAGUAGGAAAUAUAUAUACUACAGUUGUUUUUUUAUCUUGUAUAUCUAACAAUUUGCAAAGAAUAUUAUUAGUUCUAACAAUAUUCUUACAUAAAAAUAAUAUUUUUGAAAAUCCUUAUUUAAAUAAUAUCAAAAUGAAAACAUUAAACUUUUUAAAAUUUCAAAAUGAAAAUAGUCUAAUUCUUGAUAGUUCACAUGAUAUUAAUGAUGUUCCUACUUCAGAUAAAGUAAAUUUAGUAGUAUUAGGUAUGAGCAAUAAUGAUAUUCCUUAUGAACACUUUAUUCUGAGAAAUAACAAUAUUAAUAUUUUAUUGAAAAUAACAUAUUUACUUAACUUAAAAACAUAUAUAAGCAUUAAAUUACUGAAAAGUAUAGUACAAGAAAACCAAGAUAUUUUACUGAAUGAAAGUAUAAUAGGUCAUAUAAAUAAUAAUGGAAAUAUAUUUUAUGGGAAGUUACAUGAUUUUUUAUUUUUAUUUAAAAAUAAGGUAAAGAUAAAAAAAGAUAUUAAAUGUUUUUUUUUAAUGUAUUAUGUUUUAAAUAAACAGAAAUUUUCUCAUAAUAAAAUAUCAAGCAAAAAAAAAAGUGAAAAUGAUGAAUAUCAUUAUAAAUCUAGAAAUUUUAAAUUUGUUUAUAACAAAAAUAUUAAUACUUUAAGCAAAAUAUCAUUAGAUAAUUCUGUUAUAAGCGUUCAUUCAUCUAUUUUAUAUAAAAUUUCUCAGUUCUAUGCAAUAUUAGCAUAUUUUGCAAAUCAAAGGAAAAAUUAUAUAAUAUCAUUUAUAUGUUAUUAUAUAUUAAAAGAUGAACACAGUGCAAUUAAUUCAUUAAUUAGAAUAUACAAUGACGAACUCAUAUAUUAUUUUCAUAAUAAUGAGAAGGAAUAUAAUUAUAUACGUAAAUGUGCUUUUAGAUUUUAUCAUUUAGCAAAGAAUAUGUGGCCGUCUAAUGUUAAAUUAGAAUCAAUUGAAAACAAAUCACAUCUUGUUUUAACUAUAUUAUUUAUGAAAAAAAAAAUGUUUGAAGAGGCUUUUAUUAUUUUUUCAUCAAAUUUAAUCCCUGAAAAUAUGUUAGAAAAAUUGUCAACAGCUGAUUACUAUAAUAUUGACUUGUCAUCAAAUUUUUUAAUGACAUUAAAAGAAUUAUGCAAAAAAAAUAAGAUAAGUGAAUUAGUUAGUAAAACAACCUUAUAUGAUAUUAUUAAGUUUUUAUUACCUAUUAAAGACAAAUUAGAUUCCCAAGUUGUUGAAAGCAUAAAUUAUUUAAGUUCAUUAAGUUUUUAA